AUGCUCAAGUCCGGCUCGGCAGCGCAUCCAUUGCGCCGCGCACAGGCUCUGCGGAGCUUGGCGGCGGUGCGUCCCGGAGCUGCGCGGCACUACGCAACGGAGAUUGAGCCGGAGCGGCCCAAGGCGCCGCGGCAGGGCAAUGAGCAGAAGCUGGGGAGGUCGUUCCAGGGCCAGGUCAUGGGCAGUAUCGGCGCGCGCCUGAGGAGGGAGCGCGAGCAGCGCGAGCAAUACGAGAAGUGGAGAGACAUGAACGACCCUGCGAGGAACUGGAUGAUCACUUUCCUCUUCCUAUCGAGCGUUGGCAUUUCCUACUGGCUGGGCACCUACUGGCCACGAGAACCCGAGCCCAACUCGACGCUGCCGCUAUCCAAGACGAGGCCGCCGGCGCACAACAUCAAGCUGGAAAACAUGCAGGCGGCGUGGGCAGACUUUGUCAAGAUUGUCGGCAAGGACAAUGUCAGCACGGACGAGGACCAAGUCAGCGCGCACGCCACGUCGGAUUGGUCGACGCACAAGGCCGACCCGGACGACCGUUCGUUCUGCAUAGUGUAUCCCGGCUCAACGGAGGAGGUCUCGGAGAUUAUGAAGAUUUGCCACAAGAGGAAGAUUCCAGUCACCGCCUACAGUGGAGGGACCAGUCUCGAGGGACACUUUGCGCCGACGAGGAAGGGCAUUUCCAUUGACUUUGCCCGGAUGGACAAGGUUCUGGCCUUGCAUGAGGAUGAUCUGGAUGUGGUUGUUCAGCCUGCCGUUGGCUGGGAGGAGCUCAACAACGAGCUCUCGGACAAGGGCCUGUUCUUCCCUCCGGACCCUGGCCCAGGAGCCAUGAUUGGAGGCAUGGUUGGGACUGGAUGCAGCGGCACCAAUGCGUACAGGUAUGGUACAAUGCGGGAGUGGGUUCUUAGCCUGACGGUUGUCAUGGCAGAUGGCACCAUCAUCAAGACCAGGCAGCGUCCUCGCAAGAGCUCUGCCGGCUACGACCUAACCAAGCUUUUCAUUGGAUCUGAGGGCACUCUCGGCCUGGUGACGGAAGCUACGCUCAAGCUCACGGUUAAGCCCGAGUCUACAAGUGUUGCCAUCUGCUCAUUUCCCUCGAUUCACCAUGCAGCCACCUGUGUGAGCAAAGUCGUUGGCAAGGGCAUCCCUGUUGCGGCCGUGGAGAUUUUGGACGACAACCAGAUGAAGUGCAUCAAUAUUUCCAAGACCACCUCUCGCACAUGGGCGGAAGCUCCGACGCUGUUCUUCAAGUUUACCGGAACCCCCAGCAGCAUCAAGGAGCAGAUUGCGCAGGUCCAGGCUCUCGCCUCAAAGGCCGGCAGCAAGACAUUCGAGUUUGCCAGAAGCGAGACGGAGCGCGAAGAGCUGUGGAGUGCGAGAAAGGAGGCGCUCUGGAGCACCAUGUCGGUGAAGAAGGAGGGCGAUCGGGUCUGGACUGGAGAUGUGGCUGUUCCGAUGAGCAAGCUGCCACAGUUGAUUGAGGAGACCAAGGAAGAUAUCCAGAAGAGCGGGCUGUUUGCGUCGAUUGUUGGGCAUGUUGGUGAUGGAAACUUCCACACUAUCCUUUUGUACAACGAUGCGCAACGGAAGAAGGCAGAAACGGUUGUCUCACGGAUGGUGAAGCGGGCGAUUGAGCUUGAGGGCACAGUCUCGGGAGAGCACGGCGUGGGUUUGGGCAAGAGAGACUAUCUGCCCCAUGAAGUUGGCGAGACGACGGUGGACGCGAUGCGCCAGAUCAAAAAGGCGUUUGAUCCGCUGUGCUUGUUGAACUGCGACAAGGUUGUUCGUGCGCAGAAGCCUAAGGCUGGCGAGGUCAAAGAGUGGUGA
This is a messenger RNA of Trichoderma virens Gv29-8, 1824 nucleotides long. RefSeq lists its product as uncharacterized. Lineage: Eukaryota; Fungi; Ascomycota; Sordariomycetes; Hypocreales; Hypocreaceae. Gene Ontology annotation, cellular component: mitochondrion. The record is from RefSeq and is a predicted model, not a curated record. The transcript is spliced from 5 exons. Gene Ontology annotation, molecular function: FAD binding; D-lactate dehydrogenase (cytochrome) activity; D-lactate dehydrogenase (NAD+) activity. The coding region runs from base 1 to 1824 and encodes 607 amino acids. Gene Ontology annotation, biological process: lactate catabolic process.